Messenger RNA from Capsella rubella, 829 nucleotides. RefSeq lists its product as uncharacterized. Gene Ontology annotation, cellular component: mitochondrion. The coding region runs from base 132 to 377 and encodes 81 amino acids. Lineage: Eukaryota; Viridiplantae; Streptophyta; Magnoliopsida; Brassicales; Brassicaceae. The record is from RefSeq and is a predicted model, not a curated record. The transcript is spliced from 2 exons.
UUUUUCUCCUUUUUUUGUUUUUGGAAGUCUUUCCCCAGAUUUCGAUUUUGGUUUUGUUUUUUUUUGUUUUUCUCUGAAUUGAGAUCUUUUAUCCAGUGUGAAUUCUUAAUUCAAGCGGGCAGGGAGAAAUUAUGGCUCAAGCGUUGGAUUUGCAGAGCUUUAUUCUUCGUGCUCGAGUUCUUAAGCUUUACCGACAAGCGUUGAAGAUAGCUCAGAGAGCUCCUGUUCAUGUCAGAGGGGAGUUGAAGCAGACUGUUAGGGAAGAGAUGGAAAAGAACAGAGACUGCAACGACAAACAGAAGAUUCGAUAUCUGAUUAGUGAAGGUUUAGAGAGAGUUAAAGGACUUGAUGAGAUGUUGGAUAUGCAAGGCCAUUAGCCAUUAGCAUUGGUAUAAGAUGAUGCUCCUUUGUAGCUUCUUCUUUAAUUGAAGGUGAUGAUGCGAUGCUAGAUUCUUCAAGUAUACAUUCUGGUCAUCUUUGUGUUUAUGCUCUUUCUUGCAUGUCUUCUUCAUCUCUAUAGAUUGAUAUUUUUUUUAACAAAUUUAGUUGGAGACAAUUCGAUGUUGCUUGUUGAAAAUCUAUAGAGAUCAAGUAGAUACGAAAGAGAGAGUUUUAGUUUAAACACAAAGCAUUGCAUCACCUUCACCUUCAGUUAAUUGUUCAUUUGUAUCUACACAUCAUAUGUUUGACAUAAUUUUAGUCGUUUUGUGUGUGUUCUUCAACCUGCUUCAAUCUUUAGAACCAUGUAUGUGGAUUGACUUGGCAAGUAUCCAUAUCCCUCUACUGUAUUUAUUAUUUAAAAGUUGUAUUCCAGCUUCUUCUUCAUCUU